Messenger RNA from Ostertagia ostertagi, 546 nucleotides. The record is from the annotation of a GenBank genome assembly. NCBI's taxonomy places the organism in Eukaryota, Metazoa, Nematoda, Chromadorea, Rhabditida, Trichostrongylidae.
AUGUUAACAUUUUUACGAUUUCAAGUUAGGCAACGAUUUCUUACACCGUUGACGAUUUUUCUGUGGAUUGUUUUUAUCUACUUUUUUUGGAAAAUAGGAGAUCCUUUCCCUAUUCUGAGUGCAAAACAUGGAAUUUUUACCAUUGAGCAAGCUAUUUCUCGAAUCGGUGUCAUCGGAGUAACUGUGAUGGCAGUUUUAUCCGGUUUUGGAGCUGUGAAUGCACCUUACGUCUACAUGACGGUUUUUAUGAGAAAAGUAGACCAGCAUGCGAUUUCUCAAAUGGAAAGGAAAUUGAUGCAAACCAUGGAGAUGAUCGCCAUAAAAAAGCGUAAAGUGGCACAGUAUGAGAGAGAACUGGCUCUCAGCGCAUUCUCGCGAGGAAAGGAUGAAAAUACUGGUCUCCUGCAUAGGAUUUGGGGUACGGUAGCAAGUGCAGCGUCUGGUGGUACCUUGAGUGACCAAAUAAGGCAACUCAAUGCAGAAAUUGUUCCCCUCAAUGAAUUCAGUCGAUAUCUGUUCCUUGAAGUUGUCGAAUUACGAAAUAUG